CCUCUUCUCACUGUCUCUCUAAACUUGAACUCUUGUUCUGCCAUUCCUCAAGAAGAAUUCGGUCGAAAUGGCUGCACUAAUCACGUCCCUGGCUACUACACCAGCUUCUUUCUUCCUCUUGAUCCUCGUGUUUGCCUUUUCUCCUGCUGGCUCCUCUGCUGACUAUUGAUGGCAGAAUGGCCAUGCAACUUUCUAUGGUGGCAGUGAUGCAACUGGGACCAUGGGUGGAGCUUGUGGAUAUGGCAACCUGUACAGCCAGGGCUACGGCACAAUGACCGCUGCACUCAGCACUGCAUUGUUCAACGAUGGCCUCAGCUGCGGGUCAUGCUACGAGAUGAGGUGCAACGACGACCCCAAGUGGUGCCGGCCUGGCAGCAUCACGGUCACCGCCACCAACUUCUGCCCGCCGAACUACGCCCUGGCUAAUGACAAUGGGGGGUGGUGCAACCCUCCCUUGCAGCACUUCGAUUUGGCAGAGCCUGCUUUCCUGCAGAUCGCCGAGUACAGGGCCGGAAUUGUGCCGGUGGCAUUCAGAAGGGUUCCAUGUGUGAAGAAAGGAGGAAUAAGGUUCCAGAUCAACGGCAACCCUUACUUCAACCUGGUGCUCAUCACCAACGUGGGCGGCACCGGAGAUGUCCAUGCGGUGGCCGUGAAGGGGUCGAGAACAGGGUGGCAGCCCAUGUCAAGGAACUGGGGCCAGAAUUGGCAGAGCAACUCUUACCUCAGAGGUCAAUCCCUGUCCUUCCGGGUCACCACCAGCGACGGCAGGACCGUCACCAGCUACAAUGCUGCGCCUGCAAAUUGGCAAUUCGGGCAGACCUUCGAGGGCAGCCAGCUCUAGACAUAAAUACAUGGACAUGCACUAUUGCCGGAAUGCACAGCAUAGAGACGCAUACAUGUUGGCGAGUCUGUCUGUUCAGUCGAGAGAACAAACGUCGGGGUCAAGAAUUGCAGAGACAGGACCAUGGGAGCUGAGGUGGUUGCACAUCACCCGCUUGUCAUAUAUAUAUAUAUAUAAUUCUUUUGGUAGAACAU
Molecule: messenger RNA, 1035 nt
Organism: Nymphaea colorata (pocket water lily)
Lineage: Eukaryota; Viridiplantae; Streptophyta; Magnoliopsida; Nymphaeales; Nymphaeaceae
Product: expansin-A8-like
Exons: 3
Coding region: 221-841 (206 amino acids)
Biological process (GO): plant-type cell wall organization
Cellular component (GO): extracellular region
Source: RefSeq, a predicted model, not a curated record